Molecule: messenger RNA, 5159 nt
Organism: Dioscorea cayenensis subsp. rotundata (Guinea yam)
Lineage: Eukaryota; Viridiplantae; Streptophyta; Magnoliopsida; Dioscoreales; Dioscoreaceae
Product: phospholipid-transporting ATPase 1-like
Exons: 10
Coding region: 886-4482 (1198 amino acids)
Biological process (GO): phospholipid translocation
Cellular component (GO): plasma membrane
Molecular function (GO): ATPase-coupled intramembrane lipid carrier activity; ATP binding; ATP hydrolysis activity
Source: RefSeq, a predicted model, not a curated record
AGAGAGAGAGAGAGAGAAAGAGAGAAUCGCGCUCGUCCAUCCAGAGUCCUCGUCCUUCUCGUCGGCCUUCAACUCUCUCCUCUGCUCGCCUCGUCGCAGGAGAAGAGGGGAGAAUCGAAGAGAGAGUUCGUCCCCCUUCUUCUCCUCGCCCUUGGCUCGUUGCUUUGAUCUCAGGGUUAUUGGAGGUUGGUGACUCGAUCUUGGGCGCAGAUCACCAGAUCCGGCGCUGUUCCAGUUGGAUCACACGCUGUUUGAUUCUUGGGUUUUGAUUUCUUGGAGGGUUUCAUGGACGCCUGAUUUUUUCUUGAAUUAGGGGAAUUCAAGAAAAGAGGUGUUUGAAGUCUGGAAAUCGGUGGAAUUGUUGAUCGGAUCUGGUGAUCCGGUCUUGGGUUUUUGAGUGGGGUUUGCCGUCUUCGGUUGAAGUUUCGCGAAAGGAUCGGUUGUUACGCGGGUAAUUAAAGGGCUGGUUUCUGUUUGAUGGGAAAUUGUUCAGAAAAAUCCGAAUUUGAAAAUCAGAUUGGAGGGUAGGAUUUUAAAUUUUGAUUGCAUGCUUGGGAGCAGUGCUAUGUGUUUUCCCCAACCUCGAAUGCAUUUGUCGGAUGAUAGUCUGUGAUGUUGGUGCACAUUCUGUUGGCUCCAUCUUGACAUUGCUGAGUCUUUUUAUCGUCAGCGCCUCAUUUGGCCUAUUCCUGUCUGGUUCUUCCUAUAUUUCACCUGCAUUUGUUUGCUAUCGUCAUAAUUUUGUGAACAAAGUUGCAAAGACAGGGCCUUGCUGUACAGGUUAAGGGUACGAUCUCGAAGCUAUUCUAAUUGGCAGGGUGGUAGUUGUUUUGGUAGUUUCUGAAUGCUACCAUAAUAAAGAGAAGAGCUUGCAUUUUGGGUGCCAUGGAACUGCAGAGAUUUGAAUCAUCUGUGGUACCGGAAAAAUUCAACAAAUCACAGCGAGCCCGACCCAAGAGCAUGCAGUUUGAUGAGCCAUUCUCGGUUGAUGGAGAUCCUCCCAGAUUGGUAUACAUCAAUGAUCCAAAAAAAUCAAAUGAUAAGUAUGAGUUCACUGGAAAUGAGAUUAGGACCAGUAAAUAUACUGUCAUCACAUUUCUGCCCAAGAAUUUGUUCAUUCAAUUUCAUCGGGUGGCAUAUGUGUAUUUCUUGGUCAUUGCUGCUCUGAAUCAGCUUCCCCCACUUGCGGUUUUUGGGAGAACAGUCUCUCUUUUCCCCCUCCUUUUUGUGCUUUUUGUGACUGCUAUUAAGGAUGGUUAUGAAGAUUGGCGGAGGCACAGAUCUGAUCGGAAUGAGAACAACCGAGAGGCGAAAGUUCUGCUAUCAGGUGAGUUUCGAUCAAAGAAGUGGAAGAAGAUCUGUGUUGGGGAGGUAGUGAAAAUACAUGCGGACGAAAGUAUUCCUUGUGAUAUAGUUUUGUUGGGGACCAGUGAUCCUAACGGAAUAGCAUAUAUUCAGACAAUGAACUUAGAUGGUGAGUCAAAUUUAAAGACCAGAUACGCAAGGCAAGAAACAACAUCGAUGCUUUCUGAAGGGGGUUCAUUUUCAGGAUUGAUUAGAUGUGAGCAGCCCAAUAGAAAUGUUUAUGAGUUCACAGCCAAUAUGGAAUAUAAUGAAAUGAAGAUUCCGCUUGGACAGUCUAACAUUGUAUUGCGUGGCUGCCAGAUUAAGAAUACUGAUUGGGUUGUUGGGGUUGUGGUUUAUGCUGGUCAGGAAACAAAAGCAAUGUUGAAUAGUGCAGUCUCACCCUCCAAAAGGAGCAAACUUGAAAAGUUUAUGAACAGGGAAACUAUGUGGCUUUCAAUCUUUCUGCUUUGUAUGUGUGCAGUCGUGGCUGUAGGAAUGGGAGUAUGGCUUAGAGAUCACAAAGCUAGGCUUGAUACUCUUCCUUACUACCGUAAGAGAUACUUUACAAAUGGUCGCGAUAACGGAAAAGCAUACAAGUACUAUGGUAUUGCCAUGGAGAUAUUUUUCUCAUUUUUGAGCUCUAUUAUUGUGUUUCAGAUAAUGAUACCCAUAUCCUUGUACAUUACAAUGGAGCUUGUUCGGUUGGGACAGUCAUACUUUAUGAUUGAGGAUAGACAGAUGUAUGACAGUAGCUCAGACUCAAGGUUUCAGUGCAGAUCAUUGAAUAUUAAUGAGGAUUUGGGUCAGAUACGUUUUGUAUUUUCAGAUAAGACAGGUACACUGACAGAGAAUAAGAUGGAGUUUAGGAGGGCAAGUGUGUAUGGGAAAGAUUAUGGAAGUUCCACUUCCAUGAAGAAAGCAAGCUCUGCAGGAGUAGCAGGAGACCGGAGAUGGAAACUGAAAUCAGAAAUCAAUGUCGACCUUGAACUCAUGGAAGUAUUAGAAAGAGACUUGGUUGGAGAGGAGCGAUUGGCAGCUCAUGAUUUUUUCCUUGCUUUGGCAGCCUGUAACACAGUCAUUCCUAUGGCUACCAGUAAUUGUUCUGGUGACAAUGUGCAUGAUGAGGUGGAAACAAUUGACUAUCAGGGUGAAUCUCCUGAUGAACAAGCUUUAGUUGCUGCAGCUUCUGCUCAUGGUUAUACUCUCCUUGAGCGGACAUCUGGGCACAUUGUCAUUGAUGUCCUUGGAGAGAAAUUGAAGUUGGAUGUAUUGGGUCUCCAUGAAUUUGAUAGUGUGCGAAAGAGAAUGUCUGUUGUGAUCAGAUUUCCAAACAAUUCUGUGAAGGUUCUUGUGAAGGGUGCUGAUAGUUCAAUGCUAACCAUUUUAAACUCGGUGGAUGCCCAUGGAAAUCUAGGGGCCAUGCAUGCCCAAAUUAGACGAGAAACAGAAAAUCAUCUGAAUGGUUAUUCAUCACAAGGCUUGCGCACUCUUGUUGUUGCUUCACGGGAUCUUAAUGGCCUAGAAUUUGAGGAAUGGCAAGAAAAGUAUGAAGACGCCAGCACUUCAUUGACUGAUAGGUCAGCAAAACUCCGUCAUGCAGCUGCUCUCAUAGAGUGCAAUUUAAAUCUUCUUGGAGCUACUGGGAUUGAAGACAAGUUGCAAGAGGGGGUGCCUGAGGCCAUUGAAUCCCUUAGACAAGCAGGAAUAAAGGUUUGGGUUCUAACUGGAGACAAGCAAGAGACUGCAAUUUCAAUAGGCCUCUCAUGCAAACUCCUGACAAAGAAUAUGCAGCAGAUUAUUAUAAAUGGUACUUCAGAGGAUGAAUGUAGGAGGCUUCUGGCUGACGCUAAGGCCAAAUACGGAAUAAAAUUUGCCAGCUGUGGUAAUACGGCUAAUAAGGCCUUGAAGAAAAAGAAGUCGAAUGAUAAUAUUGUUGAUGGUUGUGGGGACAAAAAGAAUUCAAACAUGUUGACAGCUAAUAAUCAAUCCGAAGCUUUCACAAACGGUGGAAUCAACUGUGAAAUGCCUGAAAACCUUCCUGAUAACGUUGUGGAGACAACAAAUCCACUAGCACUUAUAAUUGAUGGAAAUAGUCUUGUUUACAUUUUAGAGAAAGAUCUUGAACCAGAGCUUUUUGAUUUGGCAGUAUCAUGUCAUGUUGUGCUUUGCUGCCGCGUUGCUCCUCUUCAAAAAGCUGGAAUAGUUGAUUUAAUCAAAAGCAGGACAAAUGAUAUGACUUUAGCCAUUGGUGAUGGGGCAAAUGAUGUUUCAAUGAUCCAGAUGGCACAUGUAGGUGUUGGAAUAUGUGGUCAAGAAGGCCGUCAAGCAGUGAUGGCAUCAGAUUUUGCUAUGGGGCAGUUUCGUUUCCUGAAAAGAUUGCUCCUUGUGCAUGGACACUGGAAUUACCAGCGCGUUGGCCAUUUGGUUCUGUACAACUUCUAUCGAAAUGCUGUUUUUGUGCUAAUGUUGUUCUGGUAUGUUUUAUGUACUGCAUUUUCCACAACUUCUGCUUUAACAGAUUGGAGUAGUGUACUCUAUUCUGUUAUUUAUACAUCUGUACCGACAAUAGUGGUUGGUGUUCUGGAUAAGGAUUUGAGUGAUAAAACUCUUCUCCAGUAUCCCAAACUUUAUGGAGCCGGACACAGACAAGAGAGCUACAAUUUAACGCUAUUCUGGAUCAUGAUGCUUGAUACUUUGUGGCAGAGUCUUGUUCUUUUCUAUGUUCCUGUUAUCACCUAUAGCAACACUUCAAUUGACAUAUGGAGUUUGGGAAGUUUAUGGACGAUUGCUGUAGUCAUGCUGGUGACAGUUCACUUAGCAAUGGACAUCCAGCGCUGGGUAUUUGUAACUCACAUUGCACUGUGGGGGUCCAUUAUCAUUACAUACCUGUUAAUGGUUGUAAUUGAUUCCAUACCUGUUUUUCCCAAUUACUGGACAAUAUACCAUUUGGUUACUUCAAGGACGUACUGGCUUACAAUUGUACUCAUAAUUGUUAUUGCAUUGCUUCCCCGCUUUCUUUACAAAGUUUUCCAGCAGGUUUUUCGGCCUUCUGAUAUUCAAAUAGCUAGAGAAGCAGAAAUUUUCAGAAAACCUGCUAACCCUCUCAGCACAAGAUCUGAUCAAGACUCAUGCUAACAAGUUUGCAACAAUAAUGAAAGGUUCAAUUUAAAUGUUGAGUCCCUGACACAUUGUAUAGCUUCCCCAUGGAUCUCAUUAUUACCAAUACUUCGGAACUCUACAUUAGUUCCAGUAAUGACUUUGUUUCUCAAAUUUCAGAAGAUUCACCCAGAUUUAUGCAUCGUGGUGUGCUGAUUGGUAGCAAAAGUGCGAGAUACGAGAUCCAUGGAGGAAGUGAGUUAGCUUGAAGCUUAAGAGAUUAAGGGUUACUCGGCGUAGCAAUAGUUGCGGGGGCUUGUGUUGUGAGAUAUGGUGACGAUACACGGUGUGUUGAUCCAAAGAAAAGAGGAUAUACCCUGCAUUUGGUUUGGAAUGACCCGAAGCAGUUUGGAAGCGUUUGGAACUAGGACGGCUAAAGAUAAGAGUACAUAGUUGUGAAAAAUAUACACGGUCUGUUUUCGUUCUUUUUUUCCGUAUUCUUUUUUCCUUUCUAGUGUAAACCUUUGAGGCAAUCAAUGUACCUCAAAGUUCAAUGGCGGAAAAUGGUGUUCAAGUCCUACACGCGUGUUGUUUUUUUUCUGAGCCUGUUCCUUUCUAAGCUCUCCAAGUCAUGGUCUUUUUCUACAUGAACUACACUUGCAAACCCAUGUGUUCAGUAAUUCAAUAAAAUUGGUGUAAAUAUGAUGCCUUAAGUU